Molecule: messenger RNA, 1101 nt
Organism: Liolophura sinensis
Lineage: Eukaryota; Metazoa; Mollusca; Polyplacophora; Chitonida; Chitonidae
Product: beta-1,3-galactosyltransferase 5-like
Exons: 1
Coding region: 1-1101 (366 amino acids)
Biological process (GO): protein O-linked glycosylation
Cellular component (GO): Golgi membrane
Molecular function (GO): hexosyltransferase activity
Source: RefSeq, a predicted model, not a curated record
AUGUCUGUUUCAGAGUUUUCAUCGGACAAAGAGUACAAAAAUAUGGCUCAACAUUUCCUGCGACACAGAGGCAGUGUUUUACUAGUGUGUUUACUCUUUGUAACAGUUUGCUCCCUUUGGAUGAGUUACAAUGUCGUCUCUAAAACUGAGUUAUGUGAAACAACAGCUAAGCAGCUACCAGAUCUGUGGUUUAUUCAGGAAGCACAGAUGCCUAAGUUUGUUAACUUCACGGAGUAUAUUGACAGACUUCGUCACGACAUUGCCCAUCACAAGGCUCUGGAUCCAUACUUCAUUCCCAGAGAUCACAAAGUCAACCUUUAUAACUACUCAUUUCUCAUUGAUGGCCGAAAUAUAUGCCAGGGGAAAUCCCCUUUUCUUCUGAUUGUCGUACCGUCUGUGUUUGACCAACAAGACGAACGCAAGGUUAUUCGGGAGACGUGGGGAAGUGUGGUUAAAACUGGUCAAUGGUCUGACGGCACGAAACUACCAGUGAUCAAACUUAUGUUCUUAUUUGGACUGAGGAAUGAUACAAGUAUUUAUGCAAAACUGAAAAACGAAAGUCUGGAAUAUGGCGACGUUGUGUUGGCCGAUUUCGUGGACAGUUACAGAAACCUUACCAUCAAAUCCAUGUCAGCUCUGUACUGGACCACGCAAUUCUGUUCAGACGCAAAAUACCUGCUAAAGAACGACGCAGAUACCAUUGUUUAUUUGCCACGCCUUGUCCAUUUAAUGAAGAAGAAUUUCACAAACACAAUAAUUGGCCACGAAGGUCAGGUGCUGAGUGUGACAAGAGGUGGAAGUAUAAAACGAUGGAUAGUAUCAAAAGAAGAAUAUCCACCGGACAAAUAUCCACCGUAUAUUCUAGGAAACUUUUACGCCAUUCCCAAAGAUUUGAUAUCAAAAUUAUUCCACGUGUCUCAGUACAUUCCUUACCUGUCGAUGGAGGACGUGUUUAUUACUGGUGUUGUUCGUAUUACAAUGGACGCUGAACUUAAACACGAACGCGCCUGUCUGACAGCAUGUAAAUUUUACAAAACUAAGAUAUCGUUUACGGUUGGUAUUGGAAGAUUGAGAGAAGCAUGGGAGGCACUCUCCAGAUAA